Messenger RNA from Dreissena polymorpha, 1685 nucleotides. RefSeq lists its product as uncharacterized. The transcript is spliced from 4 exons. NCBI's taxonomy places the organism in Eukaryota, Metazoa, Mollusca, Bivalvia, Myida, Dreissenidae. The record is from RefSeq and is a predicted model, not a curated record. Bases 11 to 1033 code for a protein of 340 amino acids.
AAUUUCUGCAAUGCAUGAUGACACUCACAGUGACCAAUCAGAUUCUUACAGUAAGACUCACUUGCAUGCUGACAGGAACAUAAUGCAUGAUACUGGUAAACAGCAAGCCUCCCCUUUAACUGCAUCCCCUGUUUUGGUUCCACCUCAAAAAGACUACCUUAAGAGUAUCCAUUCACCGCAACCAAUGUAUCCCCCAUUCUCUUUUAUGCCUUCUCCGCAUGCAUACUCCCAAAUACCGUAUUACUCGCAUCUUGAUAAUCAAUACCCCUUCCAAGAGUCUUACCCUUUCUACAAUAAAAGCAGUUCCUUUAAUAGUUCCUUGCCUCCAUUUUCCACCAAUCCUGUAUCUUCCCCUCAACCGACGCCAAACCCUGAAACUAAUGCUCCAUCAACCAAAGAACUGAACACAGGCAGCUUAAUUAAAGACAGUUUGUCUGUGGCAGAAUAUGACACAUAUGGCACCUGCCAGGAGUGUGUCCUGAAAGACACACAGCUAGAGUCCUUGACUGAGGCUAAUGAAAAGGCACAAACUGACAUUCAAGCACUUCAUCAACGAAUCAGGGAGUUGGAGGGGGAAAUAGCAAACAUUAGACAAAGCCGUCAGGAGGAAAGUCAUCGGAGACAUGAGGAGCCUGUAAAUCACUACAGUCCAGCCAGAGGUCCCCAAAUAGAGCUGUGCAGAUUUGAAAAUGUUCCACUAGAGCAGACCCCGCCAGCUGAUAUGAUGAGGCUGGCAGAUGGGGAGCUCCUCUGUGUGCCAAACACCUGGAUGAGCAGGAUCCUUGCCAUAUCUAGGGGGAAGGGGCCGGCUUUUCGAUUAAAGAAAAUGAUCGAUGGCUUUUUCGAACCUGAAGACGUGCAAGGAAGGAAGGCCAAGGAGUUGGGAAACAGCCAUCCGAUUAUGAGAGCCAUCAAAUUGUAUGCCUUCCAAGAGCUGAAAAUGAAGGAAACAACUUUUAUCCACGAGCUGAACAGCAAGCUGAACAGCUUCAGAAGAGUUAUUAAUCUGAAAAGGAAUGAAAAAAGAGACUGAAGUGAACUUUAUUUUGAUGUUUGAAUUUAAACAUUUGCUGGAACACUUAUUUGUAAUGGCUGUACGUGUUAUAAAUGGUUGGAAUGACACUCUGCAGUAUGUGUCGUGACUGUUUUUUAUGGGUAUUAGUUCUGAUACCAUAUUUGCCUUAUAUUUGGAAUUAAAAAUGUGUUUAAUUUGAAAAAUUUGUUAAUUAUCUGUUUGCAGUUUUAAAUUACCCCAGUUGCUAUUAUUGUUACCAUGUACUCUAGGUAGCUCUAUUUAUAGACAAAAAAAGUAGCCGCUACUAGGUAGCAGGAAGGUAGCCGCUACUAGGUAGCCAGAAAAGGUAGCCGCUACAAAGCCAGAAAAGGUAGCCGAAAGGAAGCCGCUACAUAGCCGCUACUAAGUAGCCGGAAAGCUAAUUUGCAUACGAAAAACUACCUAGCCGCUACUCAGCCGCUACUAGGUAGCCAGAAAAGGUAGCCGCUACAAAGCCAGAAAAGGUAGCCAGAAAAGGUAGCCGCUACAUAGCCGCUACUAAGUAGCCGGAAAGCUAAUUUGCAUACGAAAAACAACCUAGCCGCUACUCAGCCGCUACAGGUAGCGGCUGAGUAGCCGCUAUGUUGCAGCUUGGUAGCCGCUAUAGGUAGCCAGAGGCCUCAUAUUUCUG